AUUUUCCUUGUUAUUUCUGUUUCGUGAAGGCUGGAAAAAGAAAAAAUUUGUUUCAUGCUAAGAAUCUGCGCUUAUUACUGUCCACGUGUUUCUAUUUAUACCCUUCUUCCCUUUGUGGAGGAGGAGGGUGUUUAACAUUUUAGUGGAUAUUUGCAGAAAAUAACUGCAAAAGCAAACAUGUACAUUAAACAGGUCAUUAUCCAGGGUUUCCGCAGUUACAGAGACCAGACUGUGGUCGACCCCUUCAGCCCAAAACAUAAUGUUAUUGUGGGAAGAAAUGGAUCCGGAAAAAGUAACUUCUUUUAUGCCAUCCAGUUUGUGCUGAGUGAUGAGUUCAGUCACCUGCGCCCAGAGCAGCGUCUGGCCUUGCUUCAUGAAGGCACUGGUCCCCGAGUCAUUUCGGCUUUUGUGGAAAUCAUAUUCGACAACUCUGACAACAGGCUGCCGAUUGACAAAGAGGAGGUAUCGCUGCGACGUGUCAUUGGAGCAAAAAAAGACCAGUAUUUCCUUGACAAGAAAAUGGUGACUAAGAAUGAUGUAAUGAACUUGCUGGAGAGUGCAGGUUUCUCCCGCAGCAACCCAUACUACAUUGUAAAGCAGGGAAAGAUCAACCAGAUGGCGACGGCCCCAGACUCCCAGCGUCUGAAGCUCUUGAGGGAAGUGGCAGGCACCAGGGUUUACGAUGAGCGCAAGGAGGAGAGCAUCUCCCUUAUGAAGGAGACAGAGGGGAAGAGAGAGAAGAUUAAUGAGCUGUUGAAAUACAUCGAGGAACGUCUGCACACACUGGAGGACGAGAAGGAGGAGCUUGCGCAGUACCAGAAAUGGGACAAGAUGAGGAGGGCCCUGGAGUACACCAUCUACAAUCAGGAGCUCAACGAGACGCGCGCCAAACUCGAUGAGCUGUCUACUAAGAGAGAGACAUGUGGAGACAAAUCAAGGCAGCUAAGAGACGCUCAGCAGGAUGCCAGAGACAAAGUGGAGGAGACGGAGCGUGUAGUGCGGGAGCUGAAGGCUCGGAUCUCUGCGAUGAAGGAGGAGAAGGAGCAGCUGAGUGCUGAGCGGCAGGAGCAGAUCAAACAGAGAACUAAACUGGAGCUCAAAGCCAAAGACCUGCAGGACGAACUGGCAGGCAACAGCGAACAGAGGAAACGGCUACUGAAAGAGAGACAAAAACUAUUGGAAAAGAUUGAGGAGAAGCAGAAAGAGCUGCAGGAGACAGAACCAAAAUUCAACACAGUGAAGGAGAAGGAGGAGAGAGGCAUUGCCAGACUGGCCCAGGCCACCCAGGAACGGACAGACCUGUACGCCAAGCAGGGUCGUGGCAGCCAGUUCACCUCCAAGGAGGAGAGGGACAAGUGGAUCAAGAAGGAGCUAAAGUCCCUGGACCAGGCCAUCAACGACAAGAAACGUCAGAUCGCUGCCAUCCACAAAGACUUGGAGGACACGGAGGCCAACAAGGAGAGGAACCUGGAGCAGUAUAAUAAAUUAGACCAGGACCUGAACGAGGUGAAGACACGUGUGGAGGAGCUGGAUAAGAAAUAUUAUGAGGUGAAGAACCGGAAGGACGAGCUCCAGAGUGAAAGAAACUAUCUGUGGCGGGAGGAGAAUGCAGAGCAGCAGGCCCUAGCAGCCAAGAGAGAGGACCUGGAGAAGAAACAACAGUUACUGCGUGCAGCUACUGGAAAGGCCAUCCUGAAUGGUAUCGACAGCAUUAACAAGGUGCUGGAGCACUUCCGCCGCAAAGGUAUCAACCAGCACGUCAUCAAUGGUUACCACGGCAUCGUCAUGAACAACUUUGAGUGUGAGCCCGCCUUCUACACCUGCGUAGAGGUGACCGCUGGAACCAGGUUGUUUUACCAUAUAGUAGAGACUGAUGAGGUAAGCACUAAGAUUCUGAUGGAGUUCAAUAAGAUGAACCUGCCUGGAGAGGUCACCUUCCUGCCGCUCAGCAAACUGGAUGUCAGAGACACUGCAUACCCUGAGACCAACGAUGCCAUCCCAAUGAUCAGCAAACUGCGCUAUAGCCCAAAUUUUGAUAAGGCUUUCAAACAUGUGUUUGGAAAGACCCUUAUCUGCCGCAGUAUGGAGGUCUCCACCCAGCUGGCCAGAGCCUUCACUAUGGACUGUAUCACUCUGGAGGGUGACCAAGUGAGCCACCGCGGUGCUCUGACGGGUGGUUACUACGACACCCGCAAAUCUCGCCUGGAACUGCAGAAGGACAUGCGUAAGGCGGAGGAGGAGCUCACCGAACUGGAGGCCAAACUCAAUGAGAACCUGCGCAGGAAUAUUGAACGAAUUAAUAAUGAGAUUGAUCAGCUGAUGAACCAGAUGCAGCAGAUUGAGACGCAGCAGAGGAAGUUUAAGGCUUCCAGAGACAGCAUCCUGUCAGAGAUGAAGAUGCUGAAAGAGAAGAGACAGCAGUCUGAGAAGACCUUUAUGCCAAAGCAACGCAGUCUGCAGAGUCUGGAGGCGAGCCUUCAUGCGAUGGAGAGUACGCGGGAGUCUCUGAAAGCUGAGCUUGGCACGGACCUGCUGUCUCAGCUCAGCCUGGAGGACCAGCGUCGUGUCGAUGACCUCAAUGAUGAGAUCAGACAGCUUCAGCAGGACAACAGGCAGCUUCUGAAUGAAAGAAUUAAAUUGGAGGGCAUUAUGACCAGAGUGGAGACGUACCUUAACGAGAAUCUGCGUAAGCGCCUUGACCAGGUGGAACAGGAGCUGAACGAGCUUCGGGAGACUGAGGGGGGGACGGUCCUCACAGCCACCACCUCAGAACUUGACGGCAUCAACAAGCGCAUUAAAGACACCAUGGCCCGCUCUGAGGAUCUGGACGUGCUGAUCGACAAGACGGAGGUGGAGAUCAAAGACCAUAUCAAGAGUAUGGAGCGCUGGAAGAACAUCGAGAAGGAGCAGAACGAGGCCAUCAACCACGACACCAAGGAGCUGGAGAAGAUGACCAACCGGCAGGGCAUGCUGCUGAAGAAGAAGGAGGAGUGCAUGAAGAAGAUCCGUGAGCUGGGCUCCCUGCCACAGGAAGCCUUCGAGAAGUACCAGACACUCACGCUCAAACAGCUCUUCCGUAAACUGGAGCAGUGUAACACCGAGCUGAAGAAGUACAGCCAUGUGAAUAAGAAGGCUCUCGACCAGUUUGUGAACUUCUCUGAACAAAAGGAGAAGCUGAUUAAGAGACAGGACGAGCUGGACAGGGGCUACAAAUCCAUCAUGGAGCUUAUGAAUGUCCUGGAGCUGCGCAAAUAUGAAGCCAUCCAGCUCACCUUCAAACAGGUGUCCAAGAACUUCAGUGAGGUGUUCCAGAAGUUGGUGCCAGGUGGGAAGGCCACUCUGGUGAUGAAGAAAGGAGAUGCUGAAGGGGGACAGUCCCAGGACGAGGGAGAGGGCGGGACUGACAGUGAGAGAGGCUCCGCCUCCCAGAGCAGCGUGCCCAGUGUCGACCAGUUCACAGGAGUCGGCAUCCGGGUGUCCUUCACAGGUAAGCAGGGUGAGAUGAGGGAGAUGCAGCAGCUCUCUGGAGGACAGAAAUCUCUGGUGGCACUGGCGCUCAUCUUCGCCAUCCAGAAGUGCGACCCCGCCCCCUUCUACCUCUUUGAUGAGAUUGACCAGGCCCUGGAUGCCCAGCACAGGAAGGCCGUGUCAGACAUGAUUGUGGAGCUGGCUGGGCAUGCUCAGUUCAUCACGACCACAUUCAGGCCAGAGCUACUGGAGUCGGCUGACAAAUUCUACGGAGUGAAGUUCAGAAAUAAGGUGAGUCACAUCGAUGUGAUCUCGGCAGAGCAGGCGAAGGACUUUGUGGAGGACGACACCACUCAUGGCUAAAUCCUUUGGGGGGGAAGACACCCCUCAUGGCCCACUUGUCAUUCUGCCCAGUUCCUUUGAGUGAAACAUGUAACACAUUUUUCUAGUGUCCUUUUAAGCAGGUGAGGAGGGGUUUUUUGUACAUUGUCAUGUUUGAGGAAAAACACUGAAGAAUGAGCAUGUUUCUCUUUUUAAUAAUUCUGUCAAAAUGUGAUGUGCUUACUUCAGACACAUUUCAGUUAUAAAGGCACCCUUUCAGCUAAUCACUCACAGUUGUGGGUGGGUUGUUUUGUGUUUUUUAAUUGUCAACACCAAUGGAGGUCACAUUUAGGAUUUUAGAUGGCAUUAGUGUUUGACUGAAUGGCCAUUGUGACUCCUGUUCAGAGUCAGUUUCAGCCUUGUGAUGGUUUGGAUCUUUUUGUUCAAGUCCCACAGGGGAGGCUGAGCACUGCCCCUCCUCUGGUACAGCUGUCCCUGUAAACAUAUGGAGGAAAAAAAAACCGGUGUUGAAAAUGUGUUUCAACAUAACUCAACUCAAUUUUUUAAGAUCUCAUUUUGUAGUUUCCCUGAUGCAAUUAGAAUGUUUUCUCCUUAUGUUUUUUUACGUUCUUUUGGCUGUUUUAGAUUAUUUCAAAGUAGUCUAUUUUACAUAAUCAUCUGAUUGAAUGUGUUUUUCUCACCUGCUAUUCUAAAAUAAAAAUAAAAAUGCCCAACUAUGUUUA
Molecule: messenger RNA, 4532 nt
Organism: Electrophorus electricus (electric eel)
Lineage: Eukaryota; Metazoa; Chordata; Actinopteri; Gymnotiformes; Gymnotidae
Gene: smc3
Product: structural maintenance of chromosomes 3
Biological process (GO): chromosome organization
Cellular component (GO): chromosome
Molecular function (GO): protein binding; ATP hydrolysis activity; ATP binding
Source: RefSeq, a predicted model, not a curated record